This is a messenger RNA of Desarmillaria tabescens, 662 nucleotides long. RefSeq lists its product as uncharacterized. The transcript is spliced from 4 exons. The coding region runs from base 279 to 662 and encodes 127 amino acids. NCBI's taxonomy places the organism in Eukaryota, Fungi, Basidiomycota, Agaricomycetes, Agaricales, Physalacriaceae. The record is from RefSeq and is a predicted model, not a curated record.
CAGGCUACGUCCAGGUGACAUUCAGCCUCGGUUUUUGUAGUCGAACGAACACUUCAUUUAGCGUCUACACGCAGACCGGGCCUCAGCCUGACAGUGAUUCUUGCAUGAAAUAUCCUGGCUGCCAUUGCGACAUGAAGAACCCAGUGGUCAACUUAAUGAUGUUUCGCCAUUACUCUUUUCUGACUGACUGGUCUCAGAUAUUAAUACUCUGACUCCGCAACAUAUAUAUAAGGGAGCACAGUCAUUCGUCCUCCUUCGUAGCUAUUAAUUUUUCUGUCAUGUCUGCCGACUGGGAUAGUGCCAAGUAUCCGCAUACCAAGAGCUCUGGGCUUCCACCGUACCCUUGCCCUGAGAACCCGGGUCAGGUAUACCCUCACACUGAUCCUAAUAAAGCAAAGACCCCGCCCCUGCGACGAACGUCCGAACCGCCCGUCGGAAACCCGUUCUUCCUGAACGACGCACUGCGAAAGCUUGAUAGCUCCCUUGGAAAUGUCAUUCAGAUUCUAGAGCAAGAGGAAGCGGCCGCAACCAAUAACCGACUGUUGCGGAAGUUUGUAGAUAUGAGGGAUGAACUGGACAGGAUCCGGACUGGGAGAAAGGUCUUAACGCCUAGUCAUGUCUCUCCUGAACGCGACACGGACGGAGGGCUAUUUGUGGAUUGA